AUGUAUGAGUCUUGACAACAGAAUCAUGGCAACGGAGGCGUCGGUCUCCUCACCUGGGCGCCCCCAGAUCCCAAACCCCGCGCAGAGGGACUACUACUGGGUGCGCUCUUUCGUAGCUGGAGGUGUGGCAGGAUGCUGUGCCAAGUCGACUAUCGCUCCUCUAGAUAGAGUGAAGAUUUUAUUACAAGCUCAUAACCCCCAUUACAAACACCUUGGUGUGUUUGCUACCCUUAAGGCAGUGCCAAAAAAGGAGGGGUUUCUUGGCCUCUAUAAGGGAAAUGGAGCCAUGAUGGUUAGAAUAUUUCCCUAUGGAGCCAUUCAGUUUAUGGCCUUUGACAACUACAAAAAGUUUCUUAGCAAAAGGUUAGGGAUAUCUGGUCACAUCCACCGGCUAAUGGCUGGGUCAAUGGCAGGAAUGACGGCUGUUAUUUGCACUUACCCACUAGAUGUAGUUCGAGCCCGCCUUGCCUUUCAAGUGACUGGAUAUCAUCGCUAUACAGGCAUUGCUAAUGCUUUUCAAACAAUAUACCUGAAGGAGGGCGGCUUCUCUGGUUUCUAUCGUGGGCUGACACCCACAAUUAUUGGCAUGGCCCCUUAUGCAGGGUUCUCCUUCUUCACCUUCGGGACACUGAAGAGUAUGGGUCUUGCCCAUGCCCCUGAGCUCGUUGGCCGACCUUCGCUAGACAACCCGGACGUGCUGGUGCUGAAGCCUCAUGUUAACCUGCUGUGUGGGGGCAUCGCUGGUGCCAUUGCCCAAACUAUAUCUUACCCUCUGGAUGUGGCACGCAGGAGGAUGCAGCUAGGAUCUGCCCUUCCUGAUUCUGAAAAGUGUUGUACUCUUACAAAAACCUUGAAGCAUGUGUAUCACCAGCAUGGGGUCAAGAAAGGUCUGUAUCGCGGUCUGUCUCUCAACUACAUCCGCUGUAUCCCCUCCCAAGCUGUGGCCUUCACCACCUAUGAGUUCAUGAAACAGGCACUGCAUCUGAACUAGACCAGGAGUGCUGCAGGGGCUUGGAGGAGCGUCCCUGUUCUGAGCUGACCCCAUUGGGCAUGCUGCAGCCUUUGGCAUCCCCAUUCCACUGGAACAGUGGAGACUGGCAGCUCUGUUGACCAGCUGCGUCAGCAUUGCCUCUUGUUCAGAUGGUGGGGCACCACAUCACACCACAGUCUGGGCAAACAUGUCACUUUGGACUACAUCCUGGCAACUGUGUCCUUGCUUACUACAUGCAGUGGUUUCCCAGUCUGACUUGAGAAUAGCUCUGUCAAUAGGAGAAUUAAACACAACAGCAUCAUCCACAAAGCAUUGUAGCUACUGCAUCAUCUGGGAUGCUGUAAUCUGAAUGCAUUCAGAUAAUGAUGGGAGAAGUAAUCACCAUUAAAAAGCUGCCUUCUCUAUCCGAGCCCACCCUAACCCCCAUUGGCCCAACUAAAAAGCACCAAACAGUCUCUCACCAGUUAUUAUUUACUUUUAUUUUUUGGCCAACAACACACAAGUAGACUAUAAUCACAUAAAUUCCCAAAAGCAUUUCAACUUCUCCUAUUUUGUGUAUUUUACUUCGUUUUGGGUUCGUAAUUAAUCUCCAAAGUCUUACCUGUUAGUGUCAUUGUGAAUGACCGUUUCAGAUGUGACUGCAAAUCAUAAGCCCACAAACCGCCUCCAUCGUCACAGAUUAAGAAUGAAUAUUUUGGUAAUUGAAGACAAGAUAAGCGAUAUAUUGAGCUUGUUGCUGUGAUGCAGGUUUUGGGUCCAAUGCCUUUGUUUUGUGUGUGUGCUCUCGUGUCUAUUUGCACUAUGCCAAUCAUAAUUGUACAAAAUGAACAAAUGACUUCAUGCUGCCCUCUUUCUCAAUCAGUUAAGCGCACCAUACGUAAAGGAAUGUGCUUUUCUUUUUCAUGGGUUGUUAUUGUGUUCUCUUGCUUUUCAGUGUCCUGAUACAUAUUUUCUGGUUAUGUUUGUCUUUUUCAAAUGUAAUUUUGCUUCAUUCAAUUACGAGUUUUAUUCAGUUCAGAACUGAGUUUAAUGAUUAUGAAUGUGCUGUGCUGUGUAGUGCUUCAGGUGUUGACACCUUAAUCAGGUACCAUCCAUCUCAUUUCAUGAUUUCACAUCUCUUUUUUCACAUGCCUUUUUUUUUUUUAAAUCGGUGUGAAUCAUACUUUGAUAUGUAUCUUUAUUUUUUGGGCAAGCUGCACUUUUAGUCUGGCCUCAUAUUUAUUUAAGUGUACUUCUGAUUAUGUCCACAUGAUGGCAGUGUGGGGCUUGAUCUCUUUUGUUUACAAGCAAUUUUCAAUCCCCCAGCCUUUCUAACAAUAAUGCACACAUUUGAUAUGUGAGAUGUUGGUCCUGGUGUCACACGCUGUAUGUACAGUAUGUGAUGAGUAGAGUGGUUUGCUCCACCAAAGGAAUCAAAGGGAAAGUUUACGCUCAUUGUGCGCUGACACGUAUGCCUUUAUAUACAAGGAUUACGUAUUGUGAGUGUGUGUGUGUGUGUAUAUGUGUUCAUAUUGUGUGUCACAAAUUCACUCAUACAUUAAUGUUUAUAGUGUCACAUAUUGUGCUAUAAAUCACUGUUUCAUUUUUAGCAUAAGCCAUUGAAGCAAACAUUUGAAACAUUGAAAGACUGCAUCAACUUCGUAUUUAAUGCUGUUUAAAAAUUCCGGUUACAUUUGUAAAAUAUUUAAGAUAUACAGCUGCUCUGUCAAUAUGGAUGAGAACAUAUAUAAAGAAUGCACUGUAUGAAACAGUAUAUUAUUGAUGAUGUGGUCAUUAUUUUCAUAUAGGACAGCUUGAUGCAGUAUAGAGAGAUAUUUUAUGUUUAUUAACAGAAUUAACUACUGACUAUGCCUUCAGUAUUUUCAGUCAACUGUUAUUGCUUAUAUUGAAUCAUAUUGAAAUUAAAGCUGUUAUGGUCUUGUCAAUGGAACAGUGUCUUUAUAUAGAUUGAAGCAUGAAGCUUGAAAGCAUGAGCAGAGGUGGACGAAGUACACAAUUCCUUUACUUAAGUAAAAGUAUAGAUACACCAUGUCAAAUAUUACUGAAAGUGAAAGUUGCUAAGUCAGAUUUUUACUUUUGUUGAAGUACAAAAGUAUUUGCUUUUAAAAAUACUUAAGUAUUCAGAAGUACAAGUAUUUUGUAAUUUAUGUAUUCAUGUAUUGUAAUGUAAUGUUUAUGUGGUCAUUACAGUGUUCACAAAUCUAAAAACAUUUUAACUGCUGAAUACAAAACCAGAUAAC
Molecule: messenger RNA, 3231 nt
Organism: Alosa sapidissima (American shad)
Lineage: Eukaryota; Metazoa; Chordata; Actinopteri; Clupeiformes; Clupeidae
Gene: slc25a16
Product: solute carrier family 25 member 16
Exons: 9
Coding region: 5-991 (328 amino acids)
Biological process (GO): transmembrane transport
Cellular component (GO): mitochondrial inner membrane
Source: RefSeq, a predicted model, not a curated record